AUGGAUAAUUUAAUAGGUCAUGGGCUUCGUCUAGCUUUGGCUCUGUACAGGGCACCCAAAGAUGUGCGCACGAGCGAUAAACCUGCGAUUGAGCUCGUCCAAAGCUAUCGAGCAAAAAUGUAUGCUGAAGCCACCAAUUCUAAACAAGUCGAUCUUGUACGCAUAAUCUCGACUGUCAAUGCGUUAACCGAGCAUAUCAAGGGUGUCUAUUUCCAAGUACAGGCUUGGUAUGGUUCACAAGGUCAAGACGAGACCUUGAAUCCGUUGGAAUGGGGGUGGGAAUUGGUGGAUGGAGGACUCAGUCCUGUCACCAUGACUCAGGAAGCCGGUUCCGAGGAAAUUUUAAACAAAAUUUCUUGUUCUUGUGAAACCGACUGUGGCACGAGGUGCGGGUGCCUCCGAAGUGGGUUGGAGUGCUCACUUGCAUGCAAGCAUUGCGAUGGCAAUUGCUCAAACCAAAAAGGCACUUCCAAUGGGGUCGAGAAUAGUGACGAGGAAAAAGAUGAAGAAGGGGAAAAAGAAGAGUUUGAACAAGAUGUUUAA
This is a messenger RNA of Psylliodes chrysocephalus, 543 nucleotides long. The record is from the annotation of a GenBank genome assembly. Lineage: Eukaryota; Metazoa; Arthropoda; Insecta; Coleoptera; Chrysomelidae.